Molecule: messenger RNA, 561 nt
Organism: Physella acuta
Lineage: Eukaryota; Metazoa; Mollusca; Gastropoda; Physidae
Product: thioredoxin domain-containing protein 17
Cellular component (GO): cytosol
Molecular function (GO): protein-disulfide reductase [NAD(P)H] activity
Source: RefSeq, a predicted model, not a curated record
GACAUCUUUUAAUCCUUGCUACUUGGUACACAGGUUUAAAGAUCACAGUCAAAAGUAAUCAUGGAACAGGAGAAUGCUAAAUUUAGAACAUUUGAGGUUCAAGGUUAUGCAGCAUUAAAAACUGUUCUCAAUGAAAUAGAUUCAGGUCAUAUAUUUGUCCUGUUUAGUGGAUCCAAUGAUGAGAAUGGUCAAAGCUGGUGUCCUGACUGUGUGGAAGCAGAACCAGUGAUAGACCGUAACCUUCACUUGUUGUCCAACAAUGCCGUCAUCAUACGUUGUAGUGUUGGCGACAGAUUGUACUGGAGUAACCCAUCCAAUGAGUUUAGAAAAGAUCCAGAGUUGAACUUGCGCUACAUACCCACACUCAUCAAAAUUGGAACACCCAAGAAGCUUGAAGAGAAGCAGUGUCUGAGUGAAGAUUUGGUCCAGAUGAUGUUCGAGGAAGACGAGGAGGAGCCCGUCAAAUUGAUACCACCCCCCUCACUCACUACCUUUGGCUACACACCACAAGAAAAUGUUCAGUAAACUCCCACUCACAAAAAAUAAAACAAGUACAAGUGU